This is a messenger RNA of Malus domestica (apple), 531 nucleotides long. The record is from RefSeq and is a predicted model, not a curated record. NCBI's taxonomy places the organism in Eukaryota, Viridiplantae, Streptophyta, Magnoliopsida, Rosales, Rosaceae.
AUGACCAACAACUAUUCUAAGUUCUCAAUUCCGAUUCAUCAAAUCCUUCGUGACGUCAAGAAUGACCCAUGGUUCAAGUUGCCGAAGCAGUCAAAAGGAGAUACUUCCAAGUUGGACCACACUAAGUAUUGUGCAUUCCACCGAGGUCCCGGUCACACAACCAACGAUUGCUACACUUGGAAGAACUACCUAGAGAAACUCGUGAAAGAAGGCAAAGUCGAUAGAUAUUUGGACAAGCCAGCUGAGCAGCAAAAAAGGAAUGCAGACGGAGAUGAGGAGCCACCAACUAAGACGAUUCGAAUCAAUGGCAUUUUCGCUGAGUCCGAGCACUUAGGGGCUACUAAUAACUCCAAAAAGAGGAAGAUCCAGCAGGCCUUACUAAUCUCACAAGUUCAUGCAGUCGAUACCCAACCUGGACCUAUCAUUGGCUUCACGGAGCAGGAUGCAGAAGGAGUCGACUUCCCACACGACGAUGCAUUAGUAGUAUCUGUCCCAACUAGCCCAUGCUAUAGUCGACAGGAUGAUGGUUGA